AUGUAUGCGAACACAUUAUCUAACGAGGAUGCUCAAGCAUUACGUGAGGAGUGUAAAAUGAAGAUCCAGGGAAAUGAUAUACCUCUUCCAGUUGCAGAUUUUGUUUCACUCGGAUUUCCAACACAAGUUAUUGACAAGUUUGCACAGAUGAAAUUCACUGUUCCCACUCCUAUUCAGGCCCAAGGAUGGCCUAUGGCUCUCAGUGGACGUGAUAUGGUUGGAAUAGCCGAUACUGGUUCUGGUAAAACACUUUCGUUUGUAUUACCAGCCUUAAUCCAUGCAAAGGCUCAGCCUCGACUUCGUGAAGGAGCAAAUAUUGUUCCACAGAAGAAGGCAUUGUCCAAAGGAGUUGAGAUAUUGGUUGCAACACCAGAUCGAAUGCUUGAUAUGGGUUUUGAACCCCAGCUUAAUGAUAUUAUUCCAAAAACUCAUAAAAAUAGACAGACACUCAUGUGGAGUGCCACAUGGCCAAAAGAAGUUAGACAGCUUGCUAAUAACUAUGCGUCGAGGGAUUAUAUUCAGGUGACAAUCGGAGAUGGAGAGUUGGCAGUUAACAAGAAGAUUAAACAGGCCGUCGAAGUAGUCAGCUGUCAUGAUAAGCAAGCUAAGUUGCUUUUCUUACUUCAAGACAAAAAGCAGGAUAGAUGUAUUAUUUUUUCAAACAUGAAAAGUACUUGUGACAAACUGGAAUAUACAUUGCAGGACAAAGGAUUCAAUGCAGUGGCUAUUCAUGGAAAUAAGUCUCAAGCAGCCAGAGAUAACAUGUUGCAGCAAGAGGACUUGACAUUAAAGAUGUUAAAGUGGGAAGAACUGCUAGAGGAUCUGCUACUGAGGGGCUUUCGUUUACAAUGUUUUCACCCGAAGAAGAUUUUGGAAAUGCCAGGAAAUUUGUACAACUCUUGA
This is a messenger RNA of Medioppia subpectinata, 903 nucleotides long. The record is from the annotation of a GenBank genome assembly. NCBI's taxonomy places the organism in Eukaryota, Metazoa, Arthropoda, Arachnida, Sarcoptiformes, Oppiidae.